AUCUACCAAAUCUUUCCUCGGCAAAUACAGCGCUGAACUUUGCAACAGAUUGCGUGCUUUCCUCAUUGCAUGCCCUCCAGCUGGCCCUUCGCCUCCUGUUAGAGAACUUUGUCAUUGCAACUGCAGAUUUUCAAAGGGAUCUUGCUACAUGGCACAUUAA
Molecule: messenger RNA, 160 nt
Organism: Ilex paraguariensis (yerba mate)
Lineage: Eukaryota; Viridiplantae; Streptophyta; Magnoliopsida; Aquifoliales; Aquifoliaceae
Source: the annotation of a GenBank genome assembly